Molecule: messenger RNA, 4470 nt
Organism: Mya arenaria
Lineage: Eukaryota; Metazoa; Mollusca; Bivalvia; Myida; Myidae
Product: sodium/hydrogen exchanger 10-like
Exons: 27
Coding region: 66-3965 (1299 amino acids)
Biological process (GO): proton transmembrane transport
Cellular component (GO): membrane
Molecular function (GO): monoatomic ion channel activity; sodium:proton antiporter activity
Source: RefSeq, a predicted model, not a curated record
AUACAGACCCCCACCUUAUUUUGAGCAUAUUCUUGCCUGUGCUGAUAUUUGAGUCAGCUUUUGCCAUGGAGGUGCACACUUUCAUCAAAGCUUUUGUGCAGGUUCUACUGCUGGCACUGCCAGGGCUGGCUGUGGCAACGUUUCUAACAGCGGUGUUGGCGCGGUUCCUGUUCACAUACGGCUGGUCAUGGAAUGAGGGCAUGAUGUUUGGCGCCAUCCUCAGUGCCACUGACCCUGUGGCCGUGGUCGCUCUCCUUAGGGAUAUAGGUGCAUCCAAAAAGCUGGCAAUGGUUAUUGAAGGAGAGGCUCUGCUCAACGAUGGGGCUGCCAUCGUCUUCUUCAACGUCUUUCUCAAUCUUGUCACCAGCGAUGAAGGCAUUUCGGGUGGUCAGAUUGUGCUGGACUUUAUCUGGGUGGUAAUUGGAGGUCCAAUAAUUGGGUUUGUGAUGGCAAAGAUCACCCUGUUCUGGCUGUCCCGUAUCUUCAAUGAUGCCAUUGCUGAGAUCACCAUCACCCUAGCCUCGACAUACAUCACCUACUAUAUCGUGGAGGUGUGGUGUGAGAUGUCUGGCGUGCUGGCGGUGGUUGUUCUUGGUCUGGCCAUGAACUCCGAGCGCACGAUGAUCAGUCCCGAGGUGGAGCACUUCCUUCACAGGUUCUGGGAGACAAUGGCUUACCUUGCGAACACUCUUAUAUUCAUUAUUGUUGGCAUGGUGAUCUCCGAGAAGGCCAUCUUUGAACUGCACGGCAUCGACUGGUUUUACAUGUUCUCUGUCUACCUCGGCUGCUUCGUCAUCAGGGGUCUUGUGAUAGCCAUAUUCAGUCCUAUACUACGACACACAGGGUAUGGUUUAACCUGGAAGGAGGGCGCAGUGAUGACCUGGGGUGGCCUGAGGGGGGCAGUUGGUCUGGCCUUGGCCCUGCAGGUGGCUCAUCAUGACAAGAUUGACCAGGAGAAAGUAGGGGUCAGGGUGUUGAUCCAUGUCUCCGGAGUGGUGUUCCUCACUCUGCUGGUCAAUGCCACAACCAUCUUCAUGCUGCUCAGAGUUCUAGGCAUGAGUGACUUGUCCCCAGCCAAGCGGAUGGCCAUGGCCAGUGCUCUGCGCUACCUACAGGACAUGAGGGAGAAAACACUGAACAUGCUCAAAACAGAUAGGUUCCUGGCAGAUGCUGAGUGGGAGACGGUUGAGAAGCAGACAGAGAUCAUCGACCCCUACAGGACAUCUGAGGAGGAGAGAAAUGAGCUGGCCAUGAUAGACGAGUCCCUAGACAUCAAGCAGAACUCGUGCUGCCCGGAGUGUGAUGCAAGUCUCCCUCCCCAGUACUCCAACAAAGAGCUGCGUGACAUGACGAAUGAGGCCAUACUCCGCAUGCUCAAGGGAGAAAAGAUGAGCUACUGGCGACAGUUUGAGCAGGGCAUGCUGUCCCGUGAGGCAACCAGGAAACUGCAGGAGUGUACAGAGAUUGCUGCUGACCACAAGGGCAAGUUCAUUGAUGUUGAUGAUGUAAAGAAGAGCUGGGAGAUGCCAAGUUUCCUGCCUCGAGUGAAAAAGAUGGUGAAGCGCAGUAUAGCAAAGACUUCCGUUGAUAUAGACAAGGAAUCCUCCCUAUGGCCUCUGUUCAGGUUUGAGCGCCACCGAGCCUUCUACAUCAUUGUGUACACCUUCAUUCUCCUGGAUAUGGUGAAUGUAGCCUUCGCCAUCACAAGCCAGUAUGUGGAACACUUCUUUUACAAGCGCAAUAUCUUCCGGGGACUCAAUUUGGCCUUUGUCACCAUCUACAUAUUAGAACUUAUCCUUAAGGUGGUAGUGCAGAGAGGGGCAUACCUUAAGAACACGUGGCACUGGCUGUGUAUGAUUAUUAUUGUGGUGGGUGUGCCGGACGUGGUUCAGAGCUUUGUCCUCCCCAUGCUGUACGGAGAGCUCCAUGGCACAGUCCACAUCAUCUCACUGGUCUUCAUCAUCCACAGAACUAUACGCGUCUUCAGACUUCUCGAGCCGACCAUGCCAUACAUCCUACACUUCAUCAAGCGGCGUAUGAGUCAGCACCUGAGUUACGGGUUUGAUGUUGGGCGUGGAUUCGUGGCAGGAGAGGAGGAAGUUCGGAAGCUUAUUGACCAUCUGUCUGACCACAAGGACAUUGCUAAGUCCCUCAAACAAGUCUCCGAUAACAGCCGCCUUGAUGUCAUCAGGUGUCUCGGUAUGUUGUCAAAGCAACAUCCAGACAUAGCCCUGUCCAUCAAGACACGGCAGGCGAUACGGAGCGUGUUGAAUCAGCUACGAGAUGGCAUACACGACCUUCUGUCUGAUGGAAUCUUAGAGGAGGCUGAGGGUGGCAAGCUUGAGAAGAAAGUGGAAGAGAACAUGAAGCGUCUUCAGUCUGCUCCUCCGAGUCUGCCGAUCCCGCCGCCAGAUAAGAUGCUGAAAAACAUCUACUGGCUCCGUAAUGAUACAGCUCUUAUGGACUUUAUCAAGGACAAGGCCAAGUUGCUGAACUUUGACUAUGAAGAUGUUGUGAUCAGGGAGGGCGAUACGUGUGGAGGAAUCUAUAUCAUCAUCUCUGGCAUGGUCCGGCUGGAAUCUUCCAACCCAUCAGGCAAGCCAAUCGUUUCCCUGCAAGAGAAACCAUCUGGUAUGACCCUGGCAAAGAAGACAUAUGUGCUUGACUUUAUGACCUCCGGGAAUAUUAUUGGGGAGAUGGGGCUGCUCACACACAAACAUCGCUCUGCCACUGUCAUCUGUGAAACCUCCGUACAGAUGCUGUACAUCACACUUGAGGACAUGGAAUAUGCCUUGCAGUACUUCAGCGACGGGGAGGAACCCCUCCAGUACCGCCUCUGGCAUGUCUGUGCUAACAGGAUCGCAGCAAACAUUCUCAUGAAGCAGUCCGCUUUCCAGGGCUGGACAAAGGAGAAGAUCAAGCUGCGCCUGGAGAACUCAUACCUGGCUGACACAUCAGGGCGCAUGUUUGUGGUUGACUCAACCAUGUCAGAUGUCGUACUCAUCCAUGGUUCUGCCUGUAACCCGUUCUCAAGUGAGGAGUUUGAGGGUCCUUGCUACAUCCCUUGGACAGUCUUCAAACUGGACCUCUUGCCAGUGGAGGAUACGCCUGUGGUUAUCCUAGUGGUACCCAGUGAUGUUGGGCAGCCCAUCCAUGGCGGGAAGAAGACGGAACAACAGCGUGGCCACGGUGCCUUCAUCAACUCCCUCUCACAACUCUGCCUUAAGCACGCCUCUAAAAACAGGCUCAAGGUGGAGUCCAAGUGGAAGAAGGUGCAGAGCGCCAAGAGCCUGGGCACGCUGUUCAACAACAAGGUGAAUCAGUCAUCCACAGACUCCAUCAAUAAGCUCAAUAUCGAAAUACCCAGUUCCGGUACCGGGUUGCAUCAGCGGGCAUCCUCCCCACUGGAUGCGUUUUCCACGCACAGUAACAGUCUAGUGAACCACGUGGGCCCACAGUCAUCCUCUUCCGGAUCCUCUGGGGACUCCCAUUCAACUGCCGACGAGUUCAAGGUUGACCUUAAUUUCGGCAGCCCUCUACGGGGCCAGAAAUCAUCACGGUGGGAGCGACUGAAGCGGAGGUUGAGCUCUGACAGUGCACACGGCCAACCAGGCAACAUAUCCGCUCACUCGUUCGAGAGCACAGAAAUUCUGCCCGACGACUUUGAAUAUAUCGAAGGCGGCGACAUCGUCCACUCCGACAGCCACCAGCAUGUCGACCGUUCAUCAACAUCCAUGGGACUAGAUCGGGAGCACGUUUUGACGCCCGUCCAGGAGGAGCGACAGGACACGCCCGUCCAGGAGGAGCGACAGGACACGGCACCUGAUACAGCCGCUCCGGAAACCGCAAGCACGGCAACGGAUGGCGGUGCCCCGUCCCGUGCCCCGUCCUCAAAAAUGCCUGUGAAAGGAAAACGACCGGGAUUGCGGACAAAUAAGAAUGAUAACAAGGAUAUGCACGCCUAAUGUUUUCCAGGAAUAUGCGUGCUCUCAUCCACUGGUCCACCUUUUGCAUACAUCGACUGUUCCACCUUUUGCAUACAUCGACUGGUCCACCUUUUGCAUACAUCGACUGUUCCACACCUUUUGCAUACAUCGACUGUUCCACCUUUUGCAUACAUCGACUGUUCCACCUUUUGCAUACAUCGACUGUUCCACCUUUUGCAUAUAUCGACAAGUAGUGUUAUUAGCGUUUUACACGCUCAUUUAACUGAUAUCAUUUACGUUUUCAAUACAUGUAAGUCAUAUAUCUACAGACUAUAUAUUGCUUUGCCUUUUGUAUGUAUCUAAAACAAAAGUUGACAGAAGCCUUACUAAACAUGCAUGAAGAGCAUGCGUGUAUGUAUAUAUCAUCUUCUUGUGAAUAAUGCACAAGUUAUAGUACGUGUAUACUUAUCAUGCGUUUUUAUUAAUUCUAUAUUUUUUUUACAUUUCUGUUACUGUCAUGUUAUAUUUUCAAAUAAAGUAUAGU